AUGGGUUUCCUGAGUCCUAAGCAGCCGUACUUUGGCCUCAAGGGAGGAUGGCUGACCUUCUGGAUCUCUGUUGCUUGUGCAACCGACAUGACGCUGUUUGGCUACGAUCAGGGUGUCUUUGGCGGAGUCGUGGUCACACAGGACUUUCUCCAAGUUCAUAACCUGGCCGGCCCCGCGAAGACAUCGCUUUUGGGUACAGUGACUGCGAUUUAUGAUGUUGGCUGCUUCUUUGGCGCCAUCAUCGCUGUUUGGCUGGGGGAAAAGCUAGGCCGACGGAGAUCGGUCCUGGUCGGUACAACUAUCAUGAGUGCUGGGGCUAUUCUCCAGAUUUGCUCCUACAGUACUGCUCAAAUGAUCGUGGGCCGCAUCAUUGCCGGCAUCGGCAAUGGAAUCAACACGGCUACUGCGCCCGUCUGGCAGACGGAGACAUCGGCAAUCAAAUGGCGAGGGAAGCUGGUCGUUAUCGAGCUCAUCUUGAACAUUGCUGGGUUUUCGCUGUCGAACUGGGUCACGUUUGGCUUCUCUUUUGUCGGGGGCCCGGUUUCCUGGCGACUCCCCCUCGCUUUUCAGUUUCUCUUCAUCGUCAUCCUCUUUUCAACUGUGCCCUGGCUGCCAGAAUCACCAAGAUGGCUUAUCGCACACGACUAUGAAGACGAGGCGUUCAAAAUAUUGGCCGACCUUGAGAAUAAGUCUGAGGAUGAUCCCUUCAUCCUCGCGCAGCACAAAGAAAUCGUCUACACGGUCCAGUACGAGCGCGAGAACGCGGUACGGUGGGUCGACCUGCUCCGUGGGCGAACUGGCAACGAAGCUGGAACCAAGACUAUUCGACGUCUGAUCCUCGGUGCAGGAACGCAGGCUAUGCAACAGCUGUCUGGCAUCAAUGUUACCUCUUAUUAUCUGCCGACGGUGCUGAUCAAGUCUGUUGGGCUGGGCGAGACGAUGGCGAGGUUGCUUGCGGCCUGCAACAGUGUCUCGUACCUCCUGUUUUCGUUGAUUGGGAUUCCGAAUGUCGAAAGAUGGGGCCGAAGAAACAUGAUGAUUUUCGCCGCGGCCGGCCAAUCCUUCUGCUACCUUAUCAUCACUGUUCUUAUUCGAUAUAACGAGAAGCCCGGGUAUGCACACGCACAUGAAGUGGCAUCGGCCUCGGUGGCAUUCUUUUUCCUUUACUAUGUGUUCUUCGGGAUUGGAAUGCAAGGCGUACCUUGGUUGUAUCCAACAGAGAUUAACUCGCUACCAAUGCGUACCAAAGGCGCGGCCCUUGGAACGGCGACGAACUGGAUUUUCAAUUUCAUGGUGGUAGAAAUCACUCCUAUUGGCAUCCAAAACCUUCAGUGGAAGUUUUAUAUUAUCUGGACAAUUCUCAACGCUUCAUUCGUUCCGCUGAUGUACUUGUUCUAUCCCGAAACGGCAGAUCGAUCUCUGGAAGAUAUAGACGACUAUUACCGGACUAACCCGCCUCUGCUGGUGUUCAGAGACAAAGACGUUAUCUCAAGCAAGCGACCUGACAAAUACAAGAUCAAGGAACAGGAGGAAAUUCGAAGAGCCUCAUCGGCAGAUCCCUCGGCUUUCCGACGAGGAAGCCGCCUCAGCUACGCCAGUGCGAGGGAAGCCCAACUAGCUGCUGCAAGGGAAGCUUAUCAUGAGGAAGAAUAUGAAGGAAAGACUGAGCACGGAGACUAUGAACAGGAGAAGGUCUAUCACAAGGAGGAUGUGUGA
Messenger RNA from Cladophialophora immunda, 1716 nucleotides. RefSeq lists its product as uncharacterized. The record is from RefSeq and is a predicted model, not a curated record. Gene Ontology annotation, biological process: transmembrane transport; carbohydrate transport. Bases 1 to 1716 code for a protein of 571 amino acids. NCBI's taxonomy places the organism in Eukaryota, Fungi, Ascomycota, Eurotiomycetes, Chaetothyriales, Herpotrichiellaceae. Gene Ontology annotation, molecular function: carbohydrate:proton symporter activity. The transcript is spliced from 5 exons. Gene Ontology annotation, cellular component: membrane.